Molecule: messenger RNA, 750 nt
Organism: Oryza sativa Japonica Group (Japanese rice)
Lineage: Eukaryota; Viridiplantae; Streptophyta; Magnoliopsida; Poales; Poaceae
Product: outer envelope membrane protein 7
Cellular component (GO): chloroplast outer membrane
Source: RefSeq, a predicted model, not a curated record
GCAAGACAAAAAAAAAAAAAAAAAACCUUCCCCAACUCACAACAAAACCCCCCCAAACCUCGAGCGCGGAGAGCAUCCCACACCACCCGUCCCAUCGCAAUCCAAUCCACGAGCAGCCAUGGCGAGAGGAGGAGGAGGAGGGCAGCGAGAGGGCAACGCGCUGAAGACGGCGGUGGUCGUGACCGGCGGCCUCGUCCUCGCCUGGUUCACCAUGGAGUCCGCGUUCAAGCCCUUCCUCGACCGCCUCCGCGGCGCGCUCACCCGCAACACCGACCCCGCGCGCGACCCCGACGAGGAGAACUCCGCUGCCCCGGCGGACAGGGCCGUCGAGGAGCCCGCCGCGGCGGCGGCCCCGGUGGAGGAGGGCGAGGGCAAGGGGGUGGAGCUGGAGGAGAAGGGGGAAGGGGCCGCCAUGACCGAGUAGAAGAAGAAGAAGAAGGCGACGUGACGUUCCCGACUGGUUCCGCUACUAAAAUAUGCUGUGAAUUAUGUUUUGUGCUUCCCAAUCUUGUCCUGAAUGAUGCAAAAUUUUCAAUUCUAAUACCAUUAUCUGCACCUGUAGUACUCAUCUCAGCCUACCUGUGUGCUUGCGUUAGUUUCUAGUGACAAUUACUGCUGCUCAGCUAAUAUGUAGUACUUUUUUGUGGGUGCACUUGUUCCCCUUGAAGCUGCUUGCGUGUGCUAUUGAUAAGAAAAUUUUAGUAGAAAAACAGUGUUUCUCUAGAAGCUGCUGGCUUAUGCUAUUGCCAA